This is a messenger RNA of Dentiscutata heterogama, 654 nucleotides long. The record is from the annotation of a GenBank genome assembly. Lineage: Eukaryota; Fungi; Glomeromycota; Glomeromycetes; Diversisporales; Gigasporaceae.
AUGGCACAGCUUGUUAAAGUAUAUCUUAGUGUAUAUGAUUUAAAUAAUAAUACUUUAAUGACACCUCUUUUUGCAACAAUGCUUGAGGACCACCAUUCCUUUGCUGUACUUUUAGCUGAGUGGCGUGAUAUGUUUAAAAAUACAUUUAAUGGUAUUGCUACAUAUAUCCAAACAGUAUUAUCAGAAGAUGGCGUUACUACCAAACUUAUUCCUGCAUUGGGGUUGGCUGAAAAAGUAUCUUUAUGUGCUGAUGGUGCGAGCCAUGUUAUAGUUUAUAUAAAGUAUAAAGAAGUAACAGAUGUAAAACACGGUCUCAAGUUCCAAGGGAUUCCUUAUUAUUCCCACCUUUUUAGCCCACGUCCUCUUUUUUCAAUUUUGAAAGAUUAUCCAAAAAAAAAAUUACAAUCCAAUCCCACAAGUUUUAUGAGUUCAAAAUCUGAAAGUCUUAAUUUAGAAGUAGAAGAGAACGAUCAUGAUAAUUUUAUAAGCACUCAGAAUAAUUUUGCUAAUUGUACAAGUACUCCGAAUAAUCUUGAGAAGUCUACAAGUACCAUUAAGCCCUCAGAUUCAGAAAGAGAAGUCUCUCACAUAGAAAUUAUAGGAAAAAAUAGAACUAAUAAAAGUUUUAUUUUAGAUCAAAUUAAUUCAAUUUAA